AUGAACCCUUUAACCUUAGAAAUCACCAUUAAAUCCGCAGAAGUUUUCAAGAAACACGGUGUUUGCUUCGGCAAGAUGCAGCUAUACGCCACCGCGUUCCUGGUGGGCGGCGACCGAAACUCCGCCGAGUGUCGAACAAACGUGGACGAGUAUCGCGGCUCGCGGCCUUUCUGGUGGAUUGUCGCGAGUUUUCGCACCCACGAAACCGAGGUUCGCAGCAACAAUGUGGCCUUGGUUUUUGAAGUCAAGUGUAGGAAGAGCGUGGGGCCCGACAAAUGUGUUGGCACGACUUUCGUGCCGAUAAAACAGUUUUUUGAUCAUUGCGUGAGCCAGGGCUUCCAAUACCAAGAUGUGGCUCUUGGGAUUAGUUCCAAAUUGGGGAAGCCCAGAGGUGUUUUGUAUCUUUCCUAUGUUUUUACUGCUCAUAAUUUUCUAGAUUUUUCACGUUUUUACGUGCCGUCUGCCCCUCCGCUGUUCCAUGCUUUAGAUUCGGUGCAGGAGGAUAGAGAUGAUUAA
Ipomoea triloba (trilobed morning glory) is the source of this 516-nucleotide messenger RNA. RefSeq names its product protein SRC2 homolog. The record is from RefSeq and is a predicted model, not a curated record. Lineage: Eukaryota; Viridiplantae; Streptophyta; Magnoliopsida; Solanales; Convolvulaceae. Bases 1 to 516 code for a protein of 171 amino acids. The transcript has a single exon.